Messenger RNA from Sphenostylis stenocarpa, 2010 nucleotides. The record is from the annotation of a GenBank genome assembly. NCBI's taxonomy places the organism in Eukaryota, Viridiplantae, Streptophyta, Magnoliopsida, Fabales, Fabaceae.
AUGGACUCUCUGCAACUCCAUCCUCUUCUACUUCUGCAUCCACGUGCAUCAUCACCAUCAAUAAGGCAACUGCGUUUCCCUUCUCCGUUAAUACUAAACUUUAGAAAUGUCAACUUGCGAUCGUUUUCUGCUCACGCUGGUGACGCUGCUUCACACGACGGGCCCUUCGCUUUCGAAGAAAAAAUUAUCUCGCACCCCAAAGACGAUAGGGCUCUCGUGCUGGCCAGAGAAACCGACGAUUUUGGCUAUCUCGUUGGCUUUCGCUUGAUUCCCGAGUCUGGUCUUGAAGAGUUUAUGAGUGUGCCACACGCAAUAGCAAGUAGCGGUGAGGUUGAAAAACCUGGGAUUGCGGUUACAGAUGAAGCGGAAGCUAAGACUAGAGUGUCCCACAACAUUUGUUUUGUGACUGCUGAAGCUGCGCCAUAUUCCAAGACCGGUGGUCUCGCUGAUGUUUGUGGCUCUUUGCCAAUAGCUCUGGCGGCUCGCGGGCACCGUGUGAUGGUUGUCACGCCAAGAUACAUUCAUGGUACUGCUGAGGAUGAUAAGUUUGCUGGGGCAGUUGAUCUGGACCGAUGCACCAAAGUGAUGUGCUUUGGAGGUGCUCAAGAAGUUGGCUUUUUCCAUGAGUUUAGGGAAGGGGUUGAUUGGGUAUUUGUGGACCACCCCUCGUUUCAUAGACCAGGGAAUCCGUAUGGAGACAAGUUUGGUACUUUUGGGGAUAAUCAGUUUCGGUUCACUUUACUUUCCCAUGCAGCAUGUGAAGCACCAUUGGUGCUUUCAUUGGGGGGGUUCACAUACGGAGAAAAAUGUUUAUUCCUUGCUAAUGAUUGGCAUGCCAGCCUAGUUCCAGUACUUUUGGCAGCCAAGUAUCGUCCACAUGGAGUAUAUAAGGAUGCACGCAGUAUAUUAGUGAUACAUAAUAUAGCACAUCAGGGAGUGGAACCUGCAAUCACAUAUGCUAAUUUGGGGCUACCUCCAGAAUGGUAUGGAGCAUUAGGAUGGGUGUUCCCAACGUGGGCAAGGACGCAUGCUCUUGAUACAGGUGAAGCUGUCAACUUUCUAAAAGGUGCCAUUGUUACAGCUGACCGUAUUGUGACAGGCUAUUCCUGGGAGAUAACGACUAGUGAAGGUGGAUAUGGUCUACAUGAAUUAUUAAAUAGUCGAAAAAGUAUUCUCAAUGGUAAUGCAUUUGAAGAAAAUGCUAAUGUUACUUUCGACUUGUCAUUGAAUUUGUGUAAUCUCCCUCUACUUUAUUCUGUACAAGUAGUUGUGGGUCAAUGGAUCACAAAUGGAAUUGAUGUCACUGAAUGGGACCCGGCUUGUGAUAAACAUAUUGCUUUCAACUACUCUGUUGAUGACCUUUCCGGGAAGCCCAAAUGCAAGAUUGCUUUGCAGAAUGAAUUGGGUCUUCCAGUGAGGCCUGAUUGUCCAUUGAUUGGGUUCAUUGGAAGACUGGACUACCAGAAAGGUAUUGACUUGAUCCGCUUGGCAAUGCCAGAGCUCAUGGAAGCUGAUGUUCAGUUUGUAAUGCUUGGUUCAGGAAACCCUAUUUAUGAAGACUGGAUGAGAGCAACAGAGUCAGCUUAUAGAGAUAAAUUUCGGGGUUGGGUGGGAUUCAAUGUUCCAAUAUCUCAUAAAAUAACUGCGGGCUGUGAUAUAUUGUUAAUGCCAUCUGCAUUCGAGCCCUGUGGACUUAACCAGUUGUAUGCAAUGAGAUAUGGAACUAUACCCGUGGUUCAUGAAACCGGGGGCCUAAGAGAUACUGUUCAUAAUUUCAAUCCAUUCACUGAAGAGAGCAAAGAUGAAAGCACAGGGUGGACGUUUUCGCCACUAACAAAGGAGAGCAUGUUAGUGGCUCUAAGAUAUGCCAUUCAAACAUAUAAUGAACACAAGCCUUCUUGGGAGGGAUUGAUGAUAAGGGGUAUGACAAAAGAUUAUACAUGGGUAAAUGCUGCUACUCAAUACGAGCAAAUCAUUGAGUGGGCAUUCAUCGACCCUCCCUACUGCUGA